GAGCCCUUCGGGACCGGGGCGGAAGUGGGACUGCUAAAGGAAGUUGGCGUCUUAGUCCAUGCCCGCUUCACCAUUUAAGUGUUUACCCGCAACCUCCCCAAUCCUGAUGCCACUGCCCGACCUUAACUCUCUUCCGCUCUUUCUCAGGUCCAAGGUUUCCUUUAAGAUCACGCUGACGUCGGACCCGCGGCUGCCGUACAAAGUACUCAGUGUUCCUGAAAGUACACCUUUUACAGCAGUAUUAAAGUUUGCAGCAGAAGAAUUUAAAGUUUCUGCAGCCACAAGUGCAAUUAUUACCAAUGAUGGAAUAGGAAUAAAUCCUGCACAGACUGCCGUCUCUUUUAAUACAGACUUUAAAACAGGAAUUUUCAAGAAACGUCUUUCUAUGGAUAUUUGGAAACCACAUUCAGGAAGAGACUGUUGUAAGGAAGAUCUGAAGAUCACAACAAAGGUCAAGAAAAUGCUAAUGGAAAAUAAUAAUUAAUUAUACUCACUGAAGGCCCAAGUUUUAAGGAAGUGUUAAGAUAAAUCAAGUGAAUAAGAAGCCAAGAAAGGGAAGAUGGGGAAGCCCAGGUAACAAAAGACAACAGUGAAAGGGAACAGAAAGCUGUCACAAAAGACAGCUGGAUAGGCAAAAGUGCAGAGGCUGUGUUGUGUUGUGUUGAGAGAACAGAAAGGGAUACUAGACAUUGUCAUAAGUAGCAGAAGGCAAUUGGAAAAAGCAAAUUAUAGGCCUUUUCAACAUACAGAUUUGAUAAUUCCCUUUAUGAGAAUCUAAAGAAUGAUAUGCAUAAGGAAUGUUUUUAUUUGCCCUUACAGAGGAAACCAAUAUCCACAUCUUUAAAAUGAAAUGAAGGCUAUUAGUGAUUCAGAACCAGUGCUCAAUUUGCUGUAUUUUAGAUGGUGAGCUCUCUGGAGCAGGCCUUGUGUUUGUCUUGCUCUUUCUAGACCUGGAAAUGUAGUAGGCUUUCAAUAAAUACUUGCUGAAUUAUUCAUAAAUAAAAUAUAUCUAAGACCAGUUUUUAUGUAAGCAUAUUUCAGCAUCUUCCCUAUCAUGUUCCCUUGUUUCAUUGGGAGAAAAACAUUAGGAAAUGUAACAGCAUCAGCAUCUGAAGGGUGACAUUGGUAGUUAAGUUUAAGAAAUUAACCAGAUACUGUUCAUAUAUCUGAUAAAUGAACAGUGGGAUUCUGGUUUAUAAAAGGGAAAAAAUAUUUUCUGAAGCAGAGAAGUAUACUUCUGAUGUUUGAGAAAGUAUUCAUUUUCAUAAAUAAAAUUCAAUGCUUAAAUAUCCCCUGCUCCUUAAUAUUAAGCCUCAAUUAACCAGAAAUUUGAGUAUCCAUUCCCUGAAUUUCUUGUUUAAUUUAGAUCCCAUCUUUUGUUUCUAGCACAAAGUCUGCCUGCUGUAUUACAUAAAUAAGUUUAUAAUAUCGUCUACUAUAAUUUGUUUAAUAUUUUUGUUUUUGAGUUUUGAAAAAUUUAUUGUAAGUUCUUAAAAACAUUUACUUAGACAUUUUGUUAUUAAAUAAAUAUAAUCAGUAAGUUCUUUGUGCAGCAUGUUUUGAAGUAUUUUGUUUAAAUGCAUUAUUGGCACAUAAUAUUUCAUGAAAACACAAUUUGUUAUACCAUAAGGCAUAUUUUACUUUUUUAUUAGCACAAAUUUUUUAAUGUAUUUUUAUUGAUUUCAGAGAGGAAGGAAAAGGGAGAGAGAGAGCGAAACAUCAAUGAUGAAAGAGAAUCAUCUAUUGGCUGCAUCCUGUACACCUCCUACUAGGCAUCGAGGCCACAAUCCAGAAAUGGAAGCAUGGACCUCCUGGUUCAUAGGUUGACACUCAACCACUAAACCACACUGGCUAGGCUAAAGCUUUUAAUUAGCACACUUAUUAAGCCAGUACAUGAGAAAUGAAGAAAAACAAUAGACAAAGUGAUUAAUGACCAUAGGUCAUAGAAUGAGCAUAUAUUUCCAAAUACCAGUCCUAUGUUUGGGAGGGGCAAGGGGAGAGGUUAUAGUGAUUGUUUAGGCUAGUUGGUCCCAAGCCUGGGUGAUUAUGAGAGGCACUUAGGGAAUUAAAAAUACAGAUUUAUGGAAACCACCCCUAAAGUUCUGAUUCAUUAAAUCUGAAAUAAUAUACUUUUCUGUUUACAUCCUGGUGAAUUCUUCUGUGUAGCUGGGUAAACUUUUUUACUUUAUAGGUGAACAAAAUGAAGUCUAAGGAGUCAAAAUAACUAGAAUAUGUUGUAGAAUCUUGGAAAGUAUACAUUCCAAUUUUUGUUUGUCUAGUAGGUAAGUGCGAAGAUGCUACUUAACAGUCUGUUUCACUGAUAGUUAAGCCUCCUUUUAAAGUGCUUCAAGGCUAAUACUUAUUGGAUAUUUUGUUUCUAAAAAUUUGUUUUUUGAAAGAAAAGUCAAUGGAAGAAACAUUCCUGUUUAAGCCUCCCUCUCCCCAAAUUAAGAUUGAAAAUAUGUCUUUUACUUAAGAACCUUGAAAUAUUUGUGACUUGGCAGCAUUAAUAUACUUUAAUGGAGCAAUUCUAAGUUAAAUAAUUUAAUGUUCCCAAAUCUAUAAAACUGAAAAUUAUAUACAUAAAUUAUAUAUGUACUAGAGGCCCAGUGCAUGACAUUUGUGCACUGAGGGGUGGGGUGGGGGGCAUCCCCUCAGCCUGGCUUGCACCCUUUAGCAGUCCGGGAGCCCUCAGGGGAUGUCCAACUGACGGUUUGAGUGUGCCUAAGCCGUCAGUCGGACACCUUUAGCUCUGCCACAAAGGCAGUAGUGGCUCCCCCCACCGCUGCUGCGCUUGCCAUUCGUCAGCCCAGCUUGUGGCUGGGUGGUUCCCCCCCACCCCCACCCCGUGGGAGCACACUGACCACCAGGGAGCAGAUCCU
Molecule: messenger RNA, 2882 nt
Organism: Myotis myotis
Lineage: Eukaryota; Metazoa; Chordata; Mammalia; Chiroptera; Vespertilionidae
Gene: UFM1
Product: ubiquitin fold modifier 1
Exons: 5
Coding region: 59-484 (141 amino acids)
Biological process (GO): protein K69-linked ufmylation
Cellular component (GO): nucleus; cytoplasm
Source: RefSeq, a predicted model, not a curated record